GUCACUAUGGGUGAAUCUGAACAGCAUGUCUUUGCACUGCGGGAGGAAACCAGAGCACCUGGCAGAAACUCACACAGAGAAUAUUCAAACUUCAUAGAGACUGAGGGGGGAUCAAACCCACAGUCUCUUGCACCACCCACAUACUGUGAGACAGCAGCACUACUUUAUGUGCUACCAUGCCACCUGUUGUUAACGUGAAGAAAUGUACAAUGUAAUCAUUUUGGUGUUUGAUAACGUCAUUAAAUUAAAUAUUUCUUGAUUCAGGUGCCAUUUAUUUAAUGUUUGAUUUUGGUUUAAGACAUGAAAGCAUUCAUUGUGAAAAAUUUGCAAUAAUGGAGAAUGGGAAAGAGGCAGAUACUUUUUCAUGGCACUGUGCGUGCCUUCAAGAAUGUUUAUUCUUGCAAACAUCCUACCAAAAUUCAGUAUUCAAAAAAAACAAAGUUUUGAGUAGUUUUAUUGCUUUCAUUGGACUGUGUUGAGAAUCAAGAAUAUCUGACUGGAGGGAACAACACACACUCAUAGCUGCAACUAGUGUUAGUUGCCAUUGUUUUAAUUUUUUCAGUGUUUUUUGGAUAUUUUUCUCAAGAAUUUACAGCAGUUGUUGUUUCGUAAUAAAAUAAAGUUGGAUACUUGAAUUGUUAUUCGUCCUGGUAACUAACACCAUACAAUUGUUCUGCUUUUCUUUUAGGCUGCUUUGUUUCCUGACAAAGAAGUCAAACCAAGACUUUCUGUGAUCUGUUUAUGAUCGGAGUAUUUUCAUCAAAUGGACAGGGUUUGCAUGUAAGACGAUAAUGGACCAAGGCGGAGGGGUGCUGGAGCUACACGCACAGGACCUGAAAAUGCCCCAUACAAUGAUAAUGCAAGAUUUCGUGGCAGGAAUGGGGAGUAUGGCCCAUAUUGAUGGUGACCACAUAGUGGUAUCAGUGCCAGAAACAGUCUUGGUAUCGGAUGUGACGGAUGAGGGAAUCACACUGGAACAUGGGCUGGAGCCUGGGGUGAUGGAGGGACCGGACAUUGGGCACGAGGAUGUGGUGACAGCAGAAGGCGUGAUUGUGCCGGAGUCUAUCCUUGGAGCGGAGGUUGCCAUUGAAGAGGCCCUGGACUCGGACGACCACGUACUCACCACUGACCUCAUUGAAGAAACCGUGCAUAUGCCUGAUCAGGUCUUUGUUGCAGACCUUAUGUCACAUCCCCAGGACAGCCACUUGGAUCACGAGAUGGUCUCUGAGGAGGUAAUGGUUACCAACUCUGAUUCAGAGACUGUCAUCCAGGCACAUGAGGGCCUGCCUGCCUCCACUGUCACCAUCAACACAGACAAUGAUGAGGAUGGCAAAAACACUUCUGAGGACUAUCUGAUGAUCUCUUUGGAUGACGUCGGGGAAAAGCUUGACAUUGGAAAUGUUCCCCUGAAGAUCAGCACUGAGAUGACUCAGGGUGAUGACCCCAAAGAGGGUGACUAUGGUUCUGAGGUCAUCAAGGUGUACAUCUUCAAAGCUCAAGCAGAUGAUGAUGUGGAUAUUGGUGGGACAGAGGUGGUGGCUGAAAGUGACUUCCACAACGGCAGUGCCGUGCUGGACUCUGGGGCUGUGGGCCUGCUGUCUAGAGAGAAGAUGGUCUACAUGACAGUGAAAGACACUGGCCAGAAGGAUGAAGACAUCAACUGUGCAGAGGUAGCUGAUGAGGUGUACAUGGAGGUGAUUGUGGGGGAGGAGGAAGCCCCCCCUGUCCAGGAGUCUCAGCUGGAGGACCCAGCAGUCAAUAAGACAUUCAUUCCUGUGGCCCUCACAGCAGCUUACGGGAAUAAACUGGAAACUAGCCUGGAAAACAAGAACGGCCUAACCCCCCAGUACCUGCAGAUCAGUGACAGCAUCAGCAGUAGCAGAGCACUCAAGCAGAAGAUGAGAAAGAAGAAGAGAGGGGAGACACGCUACUGCCAAACUGCUGUUAUUAUUGGGCCAGAUGGACAGCCCCUGACGGUGUACCCCUGCCAUAUCUGUGGCAAGAAAUUCAAAUCACGGGGGUUCCUAAAACGACACAUGAAGAACCACCCUGACCACGUUUUCAAAAAGAAGUACCAGUGCACGGACUGUGACUUUACCACAAACAAGAAGGUGAACUUCCACAAUCACAUUGAGAGCCAUAAGCUUAUCAUCAAGAACGAGAAAGUCCCAGAAUUCACGGAAUACACAAGACGCUACUGUGAGGCCAGCCCGCUUAGCCCAAACAAGCUCAUUUUGCAUGACAAGGAGCCCAAGCUGCACAAGUGCAAGUACUGUGAGUACGAGACAGCUGAACAGGGCCUCCUCAACCGCCACCUGCUGGCCGUGCACAGCAAGAACUUUGCUCAUGUGUGCGUGGAGUGCGCCAAGGGCUUCCGCCACCCGUCAGAACUCAAGAAGCACAUGAGGACGCAUACGGGUGAGAAGCCCUAUCAGUGCCAGCACUGUGAGUUCCGCUGUGCCGACCAGUCUAACCUAAAGACUCACAUCAAGUGCAAACACGGCACUGAGCUUCCCUACAAAUGCAGCCAGUGCCCCCAGGCGUUCGCAGAUGACAAGGAGCUGCAAAGGCACAUUGAGAUCUUCCAGGGCCACAAAGCGCACCAGUGUCCACACUGUGAUCACAAGAGCACCAACUCCAGUGAUCUGAAGAGGCAUAUAAUCUCAGUGCACACCAAGGACUUCCCACACAAGUGUGACGUCUGUGACAAGGGCUUCCACCGGCCCUCUGAACUUAAAAAGCAUGCAGAGACUCACAAAGGCAGUAAGGUGCACCAGUGCCGGCACUGUGACUUCAAGAUCUCUGACCCCUUCACGCUCAGCCGACACAUCCUUUCGGUUCACACGAAGGACCUGCCCUUCAAGUGCAAGCGCUGCAAGCGAGGUUUCCGCCACCAGAAUGAACUGAAGAAGCACAUGAAGACGCACAGUGGCCGCAAGGUAUACCAGUGCCAGUACUGCGAAUACAACACUACAGACGCAUCGGGCUUCAAACGGCACGUCAUUUCCAUUCAUACCAAGGACUACCCCCACCGGUGUGACUACUGCAAGAAGGGCUUCCGUAGGCCCUCAGAGAAAAACCAGCACAUAAUGAGGCACCACAAAGACACCUUGCUGUAAUAUCACCUGGCUUGCCUUCUGUUCGUACAGUCCCAGUCAUUUUAGGGAUGCCCUGGGUGGGGAGGGCUUUGUGCAGAGGAAAUGCACUAAUGGAUGCAUAAAACUGUCCUCCAUAGUGCUGAUUUGUCCUUUCCUUCAUAUUGGCAAAUAGGGUCUUACACAUGGAUGUAUUCAGCAUCAGCAAAGUGCGGUGAGCAGGAGGGUGGAUAAGGACUGUUACUCCAGUUUUCAUGUGUCAUCCUCCAUUUGCUGCAAAAGAAUGUUCAGACAUUCAGGGGUUAAACUUUUUUUUUUUUUUGUAAUGCCCACUUUUUAUACCCACUUUGUUGAAAUGCUGCAAGCGAAUAAUGUUCUCAAUAUUGGGAGUGGUGCUUAGAAUAUGCCUCACUGUAUCCUGUGAGUUAUUCUUAUUAGUAAAAAUUGUAUUAGUGUGCUGCUUUGUCAUCCUCAGUAAAUAUAUAUAUAUAUAUAUAUAAUAUAUAUUUUUUUACCAACCAGUUAACCUUUGUAUUGACAAGCAUCAUCUUAGUUUUCCCCCAGUUGUUAAUAUAAUGGUAGUAUCUUCAGCCCAUUUGUGUUGUGAAAAUGAAUUGCUAUGGAACGUUUACAUACAUAUGCACCUUGACAUAAUUGAACAGACAAAAAAAUUGACCUGAUUUUUAUAAAGUUCCCAUUUUAUGUAUAUAUGAACUUUAGAUGUAAAAUUACCCUUUUCGGUUUCUCUCCACUUGAAUUAGACUCAUGAUUGGUAUUAUUAAUGUUAAUAUUAAUUAUGAAUGCCACCACUAUGCUUGAGACUUACUUGUGUGAGUGUGUGUGUGUGAGACUAAAUGUAACUGACUGAAUUUGCACACAAAAAUAGCCAACUAUUUCAAGAUUCAGUUCACAAUCAUGCCUUACAUGUAUUUUAAUUGUUCAUAGUAAACUAUAAGCAACAGUUUAAAUGCAAGAUGUGUUGCGUAAGUAUUUCUGUUAACGACUCUCUUUACAUUGUUUGCUCAGCCCACAUAUGACGGGGCACUGUAUGACGAAAAACCAUUCUAGUGGCUUAUGGAAAUGCGUAGUUCUUCAUACUUUUUUCAAUACAACAGGCUUAUUAUUUGGUACCACAGCAUUUUACUUAAGUAGCAGGUUUUUUUUUUUUUUUUAUGUAUAAAGGCUUCUAUGAGAUAUCUUGGG
This is a messenger RNA of Scleropages formosus (Asian bonytongue), 4298 nucleotides long. RefSeq names its product zinc finger protein 711 (gene znf711). The record is from RefSeq and is a predicted model, not a curated record. Gene Ontology annotation, molecular function: RNA polymerase II cis-regulatory region sequence-specific DNA binding; DNA-binding transcription activator activity, RNA polymerase II-specific; metal ion binding. Gene Ontology annotation, biological process: regulation of transcription by RNA polymerase II. Gene Ontology annotation, cellular component: nucleus. Bases 792 to 3119 code for a protein of 775 amino acids. Lineage: Eukaryota; Metazoa; Chordata; Actinopteri; Osteoglossiformes; Osteoglossidae. The transcript has 8 exons.